UAGAGAGAUAUACAAUCUCAAUUUCUCUUCCUUUGAGCCUUAUUAAAAUUUUUCAUGGUAUCAAAGUAGUACGAUCACUGCAUCUGAAUCCUUUGUUCUACAAUAUCUGCAUUUUUUUUAAUUCUACAACUAUGGCAAAGAACAAGACUUCACUCACCAUUCAAAGCUUCCAUCAAAUGGCAAGCUUAGUGUCUGUCAAAUUAUCUAAUACAAAUUUUCUGUUGUGGAAGUCACAGGUUUAUCCUCUCAUAAGGAGUGCCCAGCUUCUUCAUCAUAUCCAAGGAGAUGCACCGCCAGAAACUAUCUCAAAGGACAAAGAAGAAACAGAAAAUCCAGAAUACAAUGUUUGGCUAAACAAUGAUGGCCUCCUUACAAGCUGGCUUCUCAAAACCAUGAAUGAAGACUCACUUAGCCUCAUCGUUGGAUCAAACUCAGCAUACGAGAUUUGGAAUCUAGCUGCCAUUAACAAGCCUCUUGAUGAUCUUGAUAAGGUGUUUCAUUUGUCUAGAGUGGUUAGGUCACGCUACCAACCAUAUAAUCUUACUGUACUCUCUAAAGCUCCAUAUCCAACCUUUAGACAGUACAUCUUAGGCCUCGAAAACACUGAACGAGAUCUAAAGGCAGAAGAGGAAGAAGAAAAGAAUUCAGCCCCAAACUAUGGACAAGUGUUUAUUGUUCAAAGAGGAAGAGGAGAACAAGGCAGAGGCAGAAGAAGCUUCAACUCUAGAGGAAGAGGCUUCAUACAAGCAAGCAAUUACAACAACCACUGGUCUGGAAACAAUAGACCAGUUGUCACAAAUAACAACCCUCAGCCAUAUCAAGGAAACCUGCAAGAGAAGAACCAGCCUAAGACACAGAGUUCACAAAGUGAGAACACUUGCCAGAUCUGUGGAAUUCAUGGUCACGUUGCCAUAAAAUGCUGGUAUAGAUUUGACCAUGCAUAUCAAAGUGAAGACUUGCCUCAAGCCCUUGCUACAGUAUCCUUAUCAGAGGACAAAGAUUCGAGUUUCCAAGUUGACUUUGCAGCAAGUGACCAUAUAACCUCAAACCAAGGUAAUCUCUACUCAAAACUACCUUAUAACGGAAACAGGAAGGUAUACACAGGUGAUGGUACACCCCUUACUAUUUCUCACGUGGGAUCAGCUUCUGUUGGUCCUCCGCGUGUUUCUGCUUCUGCUUCUCCUUCCUCCCCCGACCCUCUGCACCCGACGAGCCCCCCCCGUUACCGCCGCCCAUUUCCGGCCGGAAAUCCGGCAAAGCUUGGGGAAUUCUCCCUAUUUUCUUGUUCUAGAACACCUAUUAAACCCACAAAAUCCCGGAUCUGCUCUGCUCUUCUACCCUGUCCGCCGACUGCUAUAGGUAGCCGUGAGCUUCCCCUGCAAUUCCCGCCGGUUUCUCCCCCAGCCAAGCUCGGUUUUUUGCAGCUGGAAAAUUGUGGAACCGAUUCAUCCUGCCAAUGGGAUAAUACAUUGGUAAUUACUGACGUUUGCCAGUGGGAGUUUGUAAACACUGGUACCAUUACUGACGCCUGCCAGUGGGAGUUUGUUAAACACAACACUGGUACUUCUGUAACCUUGCCAAUGGGGUUAAACAUUGGAAGUGGAACCGAGGACGAGGAAACCAAGGGGAGUGACGAGGAUCCAAAAACACAACAAAUUCUUGCCAAAGGAUCUAGGAAAGGGCAGCUUUAUGCAUUAGAUGAAGAAGCACAAUAUGCUCUCUCAGCACUAGCAACGAACAGGGAAGAAGACUCUAUUUGGCACCAACAAGGUGAACUUUGUAGCUAUCCAGACUCUGAUGAGUGGUUUCGAACGGGAAGUCUACAACCUUCAAAACAUAUCAGUAGCAUGGAAGAAUCCUGCCCUGCAAAAUCGAAGUUCGUAAAUCACAUGCCCAUUUGUGGUGAUUCGAGCCCUCCUGGUACGACAAAUGAGGUUCAAUCAGCUAGUUCUCAUGUGUUACCACUACCAAUAAAGGAGCCACCACAAGAUGAGCCAGAACAUGAGUCAAUAACUCCAGACCAUCUAACUGCAAAUCCAGUAAGAGAUGAAGGGAGUCAUGAUGACAUUUCCUCUCCUAUUAAUGCCUCAAUAGUAAUUGAACACCCUUCAUCAACCUCUCCAAGUGAAGAAAGUGGACCACAAGAUCAGCAUUCACCCACAUAUUUGGAGAAUUCAAGGGCAGCAGGGGUUUCUCCUCUAGCACACAACAUUACCUCCUUGUCAGUCCACCCUAUGCAGACUCGCUCAAAAACAGGGACACAUACUGGACAUGUUCAAACAAAAUUUUCAAAACAUGCAAAUACAAUGACAACUAAUAAUCCUUCUAUGAAUAUUGCAGGACUUGACAUUAAGGAGCCAAAAUCGAUUAAAACUGCUCUUAAAAUGCCUCACUGGUUUGCUGCAAUGCAAGAAGAAUUAGAUGCCUUGAAGAAAAACAAUACUUGGGAGCUGGUUCCGUGUCCCCCUGGAGCUAAUAUAGUUGGAUCAAAGUGGGUUUUCAAAACCAAGCUAAAUCAAGAUGGUUCCAUUGAGAGGUUCAAAGCACGUUUAGUGGCAAAAGGGUUCUUGCAAGUUCCUGGUCUGGAUUUUGAUGAGACUUUCAGUCCGGUACUUAAGCCCACAACACUUCGUCUUGUGAUUGCACUUGCUACAACUCAAUCAUGGCAUUUGCGUCAACUUGAUGUAAAGAAUGCCUUCCUCCAUGGCAUGCUCAAAGAAACUGUGUAUAUGAUGCAACCCCCUAGCUUUGUUGAUCCUCAAUAUCCUGACCAAGCUGAUUCCUCUCUUUUUGUCCUUCAAAAUUCACAAGCCAUUGCUAUUCUUCUCUUAUAUGUUGAUGAUAAUGUUCUCACGGCUAGCACAAAUGAACUACUCCAACAAAUUAUUUCAAAUCUCAACAAGGAAUUUGCACUCAAGGAUCUAGGGCCUCUUCAUUACUUCCUUAGUAUAGAGGUAACAAAAUUUUCUGGAGGGAUUAUCCUUUCUCAAAACAAGUAUGCACAUGAUUUACUAAAUCGAGCAUCAAUGAUGGAGGCAGCUCCAAUCUCUACACCAUUGGCUAUUAAAGACACUAUUACUUCAAGAGAUACUGAACUUGUUGAUGCUACAUCUUAUCGGAGCAUAUUAGGAGCCCUUCAAUAUUUGACUGUUACCAGCAUUGACAUUUGUCAUGCCGUCAAUCGAGUUUGUCAAUUUAUGCAAGCUCCCACUAUUUCUCACCUUCACCUGGUAAAAAGAAUUUUGCGAUAUGUCAAGGGCACUAGUCAAUAUGGUAUACGCUACCUAGAACAUAGCCCAUUGUCCUUGACUGGUUUUUGUGAUGCUGAUUGGGCUGGUUGUCCUUUCACACGUCACAGUACCACAGGGUUUUGCAUCUUCUUGGGUGCCAAUUGUGUCUCAUGGGGUUCAACAAAACAACUGACAGUGGCUUGAUCUACUGCAGAGGCAGAAUAUAGAGCACUAGCUUCCACCACCGCUGAACUUAUGUGGAUCACUUUCCUUCUUUGUGAUGUUGGCAUAUCUUUGCAUUCACCUCAAUUGUUUUCGGACAACAUUAGUGCUCUUCAUAUGUGAAUAAAUUUAUGAUUAAUGU
Messenger RNA from Rubroshorea leprosula, 3594 nucleotides. Lineage: Eukaryota; Viridiplantae; Streptophyta; Magnoliopsida; Malvales; Dipterocarpaceae. The record is from the annotation of a GenBank genome assembly.